AUGCAAUUUUUCUAUUUUCUACUUGCUGUCCUUGCCGUUUUCAGUCAAAGAUCUUAUGCAAGCUACGAGCAUUUGCACGGCUUCGAAGGCGUUCCCGUUGCUGAACACAUGCCCUUCCUUGCUGCAGGCGCUCCAAUUGUAGCCGCACACGCCCCUGUUGUGGCCGCUGCUGCACCGGUUGUAGCGGCCGCAGCUCCCGUAUAUCCAUACGCUUUGAACGGUGGCUUCCAUCCAUCGGCCGCAGUUCAUAAUCACGUCAGUUCCUACCACAGAGAAGAUGGUCAUCUGUCCGAUACUGGAAUGAUGCUACCGUUCAAAUCUCGAAGACGUGCUGCAAAGAAGGUUGCUCGCGUACGCAAAAACCUUCAUAAGAAGAACUAA
Molecule: messenger RNA, 381 nt
Organism: Necator americanus (New World hookworm)
Lineage: Eukaryota; Metazoa; Nematoda; Chromadorea; Rhabditida; Ancylostomatidae
Exons: 5
Coding region: 1-381 (126 amino acids)
Source: RefSeq, a predicted model, not a curated record